UGAUAUACGUUCAGGCAGGUGCCGCGUCACUGUCGGAGCGGAAGCUGGACGGAAGAUGACGGUUCAUAACUUGUUCAUAUUUGACCGGAACGGCACCUGCCUUCAUUACAGCGAAUGGAACCGCAAGAAACAGGCGGGAAUCUCCAAGGACGAGGAGUUUAAGUUGAUGUAUGGAAUGCUGUUCUCCAUCCGAUCAUUCGUCAGUAAAAUGAGUCCACUGGACAUGAAAGAUGGAUUCAUGACGUUCCAGACCAGCCGUUAUAAACUGCAUUACUAUGAAACUCCGACGGGCAUCAAACUAGUGAUGAACACAGACCUCAGUGUUCCGAACUGUAGAGACACAUUACAACAGAUAUACAGCACUUUGUAUGUGGAGUAUAUAGUGAGGAACCCGCUGUGUGUGUUGGGCGAGUCUCUACAGAGUGACAUCUUCAACAAUAAACUGGACUCAUUCAUCAGAGCGCUGCCGUUCUUCAGUGUGCGCACCGCGUGAUACCUGCUCAUGUGUGGAUUUAAUGUUGUUGUGGCGAUAAAAAUGAUCAUCGUAUAUUUAUAUUAAACAGCCUGUUUUAUUCAGUGUGUUAACUAGAGCCCACACAUCACACACAAAUAAAUUAAACCUUUUUUAAACAACAAACCACUAGUUUCCCAAUAAUGUGUGUUUGGGUGUAUUACAUUAUGGUGUUGUUUAUCUUGUGUGUGUGUGUGUGUGUGUGUUGUGUUACGCAGCUGCUAUUCAAACACAAACACACUUCAGUGGAACUCAAUUCAGGUUGAAUUUCUCCAGCAUAAAUAAAAGCUCUAUGCUAUGGGUUUCCAAAUGACCCCUAAAUAUGAUGAUCCUCUUGCAAAUUGUUAAAUUGUAUUGUUUAUUAUUUAUUAAUUAUUGUUAUUAUUAUUUUAUUUGGAUUUUGGGAGAAAGUUGACCUGCACAUGUUUUCGUGAGAUUCACACACAAUUUAAUCCAGCUGGGUUGGUUGUGGGAUUAGAGACAGAUUUUAGAUAAGAUGCUGAAUUCCUGUAAACUGCAGACAGGUCAAUCUGACCUUCAGUUACAUAACGCAAUAAACACACACAGAUCUAAGUGUGUGUGUGUGAGUGAGAGAGUGAGUGAGUGUCAGUCAGUUACUUGGAGUCCAUUACAUGGAGUCCGUUACAUGGAGUCCAUUACAUGGAGUCCGUUACUCGGAGUCCAUUACACGGAGUCCAUUACUCGGAGUCCAUUACACGGAGUCCAUUACUCGGAGUCCAUUACACGGAGUCCAUUACUCGGAGUCCAUUACACGGAGUCCAUUACUCGGAGUCCGUUACACGGAGUCCAUUACACGGAGUCCAUUACACGGAGUCCAUUACUCGGAGUCCGUUACGGAUCUUUUGUGAACACAACUGUAAAUUGGUCAGUGUUGUAGCUCUUCUAUGAUCUGAAUCACUCUGGAUUAAAACUCAAAUGAA
Messenger RNA from Xyrauchen texanus (razorback sucker), 1452 nucleotides. Its product is annotated as trafficking protein particle complex subunit 1-like. The record is from RefSeq and is a predicted model, not a curated record. Gene Ontology annotation, cellular component: TRAPP complex. The coding region runs from base 56 to 493 and encodes 145 amino acids. NCBI's taxonomy places the organism in Eukaryota, Metazoa, Chordata, Actinopteri, Cypriniformes, Catostomidae. Gene Ontology annotation, biological process: endoplasmic reticulum to Golgi vesicle-mediated transport. The transcript is spliced from 5 exons.